CUACAGUCCACUCAUACUCCGGUCAUAUCAAGCAUCUCAUUUCUGCAUUACCGGCUGUUUCAUUGCUCUAACACCACCAGUCGCCGCUGAUGCGUGCACAAGAUGCUCCGCCGAAACGGGAAGCCCAGAUCUUGCGAACCGUGCAGGAUAUCCAAGAUUCGGUGUGAUCACACGACACCGACAUGCCAGAAAUGCCAGGCUCGAGGCAUAGCAGACCGAUGUUUCUACCAUCCCGCCCCAAUGACUAAACCUCCUGGCACACCACGUCGCCGCACAGUGAAACCAAAGUGCUCCGAAACGCUUGAAACGCGUGAUCACGGGGUAUUGACGCCCCUACACAGGAGCCCAACGACGACCCUUCAGAUGGAUGAGGUUAGCACAGCUGCGUCCUCACAUCCCGCAAGCAUGUGGCCGACCCCUUCUGAAUCUGUGACUAGAACGAUACCUAAUCCUCCGGAGUCCACCAGGAGUUUCUAUUUAGGAUCCACGAGCUAUGCCUCGGUAUUCGCCGAGGAGCAUCCUAUUCCAGAGUCUGUACAUGAACAGCCGUCUGAAAGGUUAAGCGCCACGCCCUCUGCGUUGACCAAUGGGAUACCUGGAAGCCGCUACUGCCAGAUGGGAGUAGCCCAAUCGAUCAUACCAAAACUCUCUCCUUUCUCCCUGUUCGAGAGGUCUAUCAGGAUGUACUUCAUUAAUAAUGGGCCCGCUCUUGUCGGUCCCCUCAUCGUGUCAGCUCUUCCACAGCUUCGAAAAGAUCUCGAGCAGUUGUCCGUAACUAGAAAUGAUUCGUUUGCCGCAUAUGCCGAGAUCACAAGGAACACUGCUCGCCCAUUUAAAGUACCGGCCUCAAUGUCCCCUUCAGAAUUCCAUACUCUGUACACAGGCCAAAACCUCCGGUGGGAGACGUUGGGCUUAAUAUUUAUAGUAGCUGGAUCAAAUGCACAGUUUACAUCACCCGACCAUCCAGUCUUCACCCUAGAGAGCGGGAGAAAGAUCAACAAAGACGAAUUUAUAGAGGACAUGAUCCAGGCAAGCAACGAUUGUAUAAAUCUUUGCCAAGUACAUGGGGCUGUAAAUGACAUCAUGGUUUGGCUAAUGUAUCAGAACAUGCUUGUGACAAGCAAUUUCUAUGGUGAUAACUAUCACGGGGUUUGGCGCCGGAUAGCAGAUUGUGUAUCGAGCCUCUAUGCUCAAGGUAUCCACUGUGAAGAAAACUAUGAGAUCCCGUUCUUCCUCCGUGAGUCUCGGAGAAGAAUGUACGCCGCAACUUAUAAGAGUGACAAGACGUUGGCAACGUUUUUCGGACGUCCGCCCAUGAUGGCAUGGCGUUACAGCGAUCGGAAACUGCCCCUUGAUCUCGAUGACGACAUCAUUGCUACUGAUGAUACUGAAUUACUCAACAACGCUCUCUCCCGCUUAGAUAGCGAUGGAUGGAACACUGAAGGCAAGAUAUGGGCUUCAUCGUGGAUACGUUUGCGCUUUCAACUAUCUAUGUUCAGAGAGCGGGUGCUAGAGCUUUCACUUUCCGGGAGGACAGACGGCGAUGUGGCACAAAAGCUACAAUCGAUAUCAACCGAAUGCCGUCAAGCUUGGGAGGUCGUUCCCGCCCAACUUCGGUAUGACCUCUACGGUGAAGAUGUUGUCUGGUCGACUCUUAGUUCAGAAAAGGCACUACGUAUGAUAUCCGUGUAUCUCGAUCACCUCCACACCGACUUUCAAAUGCAGCGGAUUCUCCGUCGACAAACCGAAAUGGCUAUCCCAGCACUACUUGAGAUCUCCAUGAAACUACUGUCUACAGUGUUGGUCUUCAAUAAGCAACGGAAUCAGUCAUAUCACACUAGGCGGCAUUUCCCCUCAAUCAUCCUCAUGUAUUGCCUACCAAGCGCUGGAGUAUUGGCCCUCGAAUUACGAAGAUGCACGUUGGAGAAUGUGCCCCUUCCAAGCUGUAUCAGCCGCGCAGACUUAAUAAGGAACCUCUCGGUGUUGAUAUCAUGCCUGGAAUGGGUCAUUUUACCAGGUGACGGUAACCACAAACUGUGUUCCGAACUCAAUAAAAUGCACGCUAUGGUCUUGGAUGAAGUCCUAAAUUAUCAACCUCCUACGAAUAAUGAGAGCCAAGGAAAUGGAGAUGGGACUGCGUUGGGCACAGUUGGAGGCGGCUUCUUCGAUAUGCCGAUGAUUGAUGGAAUUGAGCCAAUUCCGACCGAGAGCGAGGACUUUUUGAAUUGGCUGGAUAAUGCAAACUGGAAUAAUACGGUGUGUUUCUUAGUUUCUACAAAAAUCAGAGCGUUUAGUAGUCUCAUUUGUCGGUCACUAACAUGGGGGCAGUAUCUUUUCUAGUCUCACUACAUCACGAGACUGAGCGUGGACUACGACGUAAUAGAGUUAUCGAAACAUUUUCUCAGCAGACAGAAUAGAGGCGAUUGUUAUCGCCUUGUCGUAUAGCACUCCUAAUGAACUUCGGAUAUGAUAAUACCAAAAGCAUCCCUCCUCCUCAAUCAAUCCUUCCACGGCCGAGGGAGACCAGUGU
Lindgomyces ingoldianus is the source of this 2530-nucleotide messenger RNA. RefSeq lists its product as uncharacterized. Gene Ontology annotation, molecular function: DNA-binding transcription factor activity, RNA polymerase II-specific; zinc ion binding; DNA binding. Gene Ontology annotation, cellular component: nucleus. The record is from RefSeq and is a predicted model, not a curated record. Gene Ontology annotation, biological process: regulation of DNA-templated transcription; DNA-templated transcription. NCBI's taxonomy places the organism in Eukaryota, Fungi, Ascomycota, Dothideomycetes, Pleosporales, Lindgomycetaceae. The coding region runs from base 103 to 2340 and encodes 745 amino acids. The transcript is spliced from 5 exons.